AUUGCGAAGGUACGCUUUGCAAGUGGUUAAAGUAUACUUUGCAGCUUUUAAUAUCAAGGGUUUUGCAGACUAUUGUGGUGAAGGGAUUAUUACCACAUUUUUUUAUAAUAACAUAGAAUGUGGUUUUUAUGGGCGUACACUCAAGUGAAGAUAAUCGCGCCCCUGCUGAAAGUAAUCCAAGUGAUGGUAGUUGUUCUGUCAUCACUAGUCCUCGAUAGUAAUCAUCACUAUCCUAAUCAAGCGAAUGUCUACGAUGGUGAAAGUUUUGACUUCGUCAUAAUCGGAGGCGGUUCAGCGGGCUGCGUUGUUGCCAAUCGUCUCACAGAAGUUGGAAGCUGGAGGGUUUUGCUCAUUGAGGCUGGCGACUACCCUCCUUACGUGUCUGAUGUCCCUGCCCUAUCUAUAUUGCUGGGUGCAUCAUAUCCAGACUGGAAUUACUACACGAUGAACGAUGGCUUGACAGCUCAAGGGCACGAACAAGGAACUAUCUACCAAACAAUGGGGAAGCUGCUGGGCGGUUCUAGCAGCAUCAACUACAUGUUCUACGCGAGAGGAAACAAAGCUGAUUACCAAGAGUGGGCCGCCUUGGGCAACAGAGGGUGGGACUGGGACUCUGUCCUGCCAUACUUUAAAAAGAGCGAACGUUUAAACAAUAGUCAUAUUGCAAGGAGUGAAUCUUACUCGUUACAUGGAACACUCGGCUACCUCGGAAUCACAAGGCCGGAAUGGGAGACACACAAUAGAAAAUAUUUAAGAGCAUUUGGAGAAGUAGGGCACAAUAUUUUAGACGAUUUAAAUGGCUUUGAGCAGCUCGGUUAUUCUGUUCCGAGUUAUACAAUAGACCAACUGCGACAAAGUGCUGCGAUUGCAUUUAUUAGACCAAUCAAAGAUCGACCAAAUUUAUUUAUACUUAAGAGCACAUUAGCUAGAAAAAUAAUUUUUGAUGGUAAAAGAGCCGUCGGAGUCGAAGUUCAAGAAAAAGACGGUAGUGUGAAAACGUUAAAAGCUGAAAAGGAAAUCAUUCUUUCAGCGGGAGCGGUGAAUAGCCCCAAAUUAUUGAUGCUUUCAGGUAUCGGACAAAGAGAUCAUUUAGAAGAAAUGGGCAUCGAAACAUUGCUAAAUUCACCCAACGUGGGCGCUAAUUUACAAGACCACAUCAUUGUUCCUAUAAUGUUAACAGGGAAAAAUACAUCAACGCCGAUCCUCUUAAGUGACCUGAAAAUUUUAAGGAAUAUGGACAGAUUUCCCGCAGCGGCGAUUAUGGGGUACGCUGCAUUAGAAAAGAAUCAAACUUUUCCCGAUUACCAAGUCACCGCAUUACCCUUCGAAAGGGGCACAAUAAUGCCAACACUCAUGUGCUCUAACGUAUUUAAAUGGAACGACGAAACAUGCACCGCCUUGGCUAGUUCAACGGACCGAGAGACACUCUUUGCAUUGAUCACAUUCUUACACCCCGAAUCCAGGGGCAAGAUACGUUUAAAGAGUAAAAACCCAGAAGAUAACCCAUUUAUCUACGCUGAUCAUCUACUGAAUAAGAAAGAUUUGAAAAAAUUUGCUCGAUGCCUUGUAGAUUACACGACAGUGGUAAAUGCGGAGUAUUUUAAAAAUGUCAAGUCUGAAAUAGUCGAUUUAAAUGUUAAGCAGUGUAAGGGAUUACAGUUUGCGAGUAAGAAGUACUGGGAAUGUUAUAUUUUAAAUUUGAUAGCUUCUCAAUACCACUUAUCGGGGACAUGUGCCAUGGAUAGGAACGGGGUCGUGGAUGAAAGGCUGAGGGUGAGAGGUGUUGAAAGUCUUAGAGUGGUCGAUGCGAGCGUCAUGCCUAAGAUUGUUAGCGGGAACACUUACGCUGCUGUUCUUAUGAUAGCAGAAAAAGCGUCAGAUAUGAUAAAAAAUGGUAACGGUGCAAAGUUGUGAUUCUUGGGUAAACU
Maniola jurtina (meadow brown) is the source of this 1928-nucleotide messenger RNA. RefSeq names its product glucose dehydrogenase [FAD, quinone]-like. The record is from RefSeq and is a predicted model, not a curated record. The coding region runs from base 118 to 1914 and encodes 598 amino acids. Gene Ontology annotation, molecular function: flavin adenine dinucleotide binding; ecdysone oxidase activity. Lineage: Eukaryota; Metazoa; Arthropoda; Insecta; Lepidoptera; Nymphalidae. The transcript has 4 exons.